GAGCCGAAAAGGGAAGAGAGAGCUUUUGAAAAAUUUCAACUCUUUUCUCUAUUGUUGCAGCAAUGAGAAUGACACUACGGAGAGGUUAAAGCGCAUUAUUCAGGCAAAUGCUAGUCUUCGUCAGGAAAUAUCUGAGUCAAACCUUCACAGCAAAAGCUUGACUAGUUUGGUCGAUGUUCAAAUGGAGUAUGCACAGUAUAUAAACAGUGACGUCCGUGGUAUCCCGUCGCACAUGCCAGCUGCCAAGCCAUUGACUGGCUUUGUUCAGAAACUCAAAGGGAAAGCGGGGCGUUUUCGUGGAAAUCUGUCGGGGAAGCGUGUAGAGUAUACUGGCAGGACCGUUAUAUCUCCUGAUCCAAACUUGAAAAUUACCGAGGUUGCUAUUCCAAUCCUAAUGGCGCGAAUUUUAACUUAUCCUGAGCGUGUUUCACAUCAUAAUAUAGAGAAGUUGAGGCAGCGUGUACGUAAUGGACCAAAUAAAUACCCUGGUGCAAAGUUUAUAAGGCACCCUGACGGUACUGAGAUAUCACUAAUGUUCUCCUCCAGAAAGCGUCAUGCGGAUGAACUUAAAUAUGGCUAUAUUGUUGAUCGUCAUCUGGAAGAUGGAGACGCUGUUCUGUUUAAUAGACAGCCAAGUUUGCAUCGUAUGUCAAUCAUGUGCCAUCGGGCAAGGAUAAUGCCUUGGCGAACUCUGAGAUUUAAUGAGUCAGUUUGCAAUCCAUAUAAUGCAGAUUUUGAUGGUGAUGAGAUGAACAUGCACGUUCCGCAAACUGAAGAGGCUCGUGCAGAGGCUGUUAUGCUAAUGGGGGUCCAGAACAAUUUAUGCACUCCUAAGAAUGGUGAAAUCUUGGUAGCUUCAACACAGGAUUUCCUAACGUCCUCCUUCCUCAUAACAAGAAAAGACACCUUCUAUGAUCGUGCUUCCUUCUCACUUAUGUGUUCUUAUAUGGGGGAUGCUAUGGAUCCAAUUGAUCUGCCAACACCAACGUUAAUUAAGCCAGUAGAGCUCUGGACUGGUAAACAAUUGUUUGGUGUAUUAUUGCGGCCACAUGCGAAAAUGAGAGUCUACAUAAAUCUUACUGUUGCAGAAAAAACUUACAGUAAGCCUAAAGGUGAAAAGGAGAAGCCUAAGGAAACUAUGUGUCCGAAUGAUGGAUUCGUUUAUAUUCGUAAUAGUGAACUGAUUAGUGGACAACUUGGGAAAGCUACUUUAGGGAAUGGAAACAAGGAUGGCCUUUUCUCAGUUCUUCUCAGGGAUUAUAAUUCGCAUGGUGCUGCAGUGUGUAUGAAUCGAUUGGCGAAGUUAAGUGCUCGAUGGAUAGGAAAUCAUGGGUUUUCCAUUGGGAUUGAUGAUGUCCAACCUGGGAACGAACUGAAUGAAAAGAAGAAAAAUACAAUUUCUCAAGAAUACAGGAAGUGUGAUGAGUUCAUACACGAAUAUGAGCAUGGACGUCUUAAGUUGAAAACUGGAUGUGAUGCUCCUCAGACCCUUGAAGCUCAAAUAACCUCUGUAUUAAACAGAAUUCGAGAAGAAACUGGAAAUGUAAGAAAUUUUUUUAUUUGUUUUCUAUAUACUGAUUUUUGUAAUUUCUUAAAUACUAUUUAUACUGUGAAUGGGUGUAUUUGGCUUACCUCACAACCAUGCCCUGGACAGUGCAGACACUGUUGUCUUGAUUACUUCUUUACCUAUUUUCUGUUGGCUCAUCCAGUUUAGAUUCUAGUCGUCGAAAGGUUAGUUUCU
This is a messenger RNA of Olea europaea var. sylvestris, 1741 nucleotides long. Its product is annotated as DNA-directed RNA polymerase III subunit 1-like. The annotation marks the transcript as partial. Gene Ontology annotation, biological process: DNA-templated transcription. Gene Ontology annotation, molecular function: DNA-directed RNA polymerase activity; DNA binding. The transcript has 9 exons. Lineage: Eukaryota; Viridiplantae; Streptophyta; Magnoliopsida; Lamiales; Oleaceae. The record is from RefSeq and is a predicted model, not a curated record.